Messenger RNA from Aethalodelphis obliquidens (Pacific white-sided dolphin), 9577 nucleotides. It is a transcript of the gene MMP17, whose product is annotated as matrix metallopeptidase 17. Gene Ontology annotation, molecular function: zinc ion binding; metalloendopeptidase activity. The transcript has 11 exons. Bases 745 to 2643 code for a protein of 632 amino acids. Gene Ontology annotation, cellular component: extracellular matrix. Gene Ontology annotation, biological process: extracellular matrix organization; proteolysis; collagen catabolic process. NCBI's taxonomy places the organism in Eukaryota, Metazoa, Chordata, Mammalia, Artiodactyla, Delphinidae. The record is from RefSeq and is a predicted model, not a curated record.
GGAUCCUCCCGGACCGGGGCUCGAACCCGUGUCCCCUGCAUCGGCAGGUGGAUUCUCAACCACUGCGCCACCAGGGAAGCCCGGCUGAGUGCUUUUUAUGGGAUUGUCACAUGGCUUGGGAAGUGGGCAUGAGCGCCGUGUGGCAGCUGAAGAAACAGAAGCCCCCCAGGAGGUCCCCACGGAUGGCAUCAGUGCCUCCCUGUCCCCUGGCCCCCCACAGAUGGUAAAGUGGUUCUAUGUGUGUCCGUGGUAUAAAGGGUUGCCCCCAUUCCUGCUCAGAGGACCCCCACUUAGGCACUUUGCAUCAGAGCUGUCCGCUGACAACACACACCUUAUAUGGAGGGUACCUGUGUCAGGGCUGAUGUGAGCAUUUCCACGUUCUAACUCUUUAUAUCCUCACAUCCAUAGGCGAGGAAACAGCCCAGAGGGGGUGUGACUUGCCUCAGUUGCACAGUGAGGAGGGGGCUGGGUGGGAUUUGCACCCAGGCAGCCUCGCUCCAGAGUCUGGGCUCUUAACUACUGUGCACAUGCAGCUCAUAACCAGAUUCCUAAAACCAGAUUCUGAGCCCAUUGCCCUUCUCAGCACGGGUUUCAGACCUUGGGUCCUAAACUGCUGCCUCACAAGCCAGCUCCGGGCCUGAAUUGGGCGCUCACGAUGUUAAAUAACCUUUUAAAAAUCUCACUUCCGGAAGUGUCCCCUGGGCAUUUUGCUGCCUCAGGAGGAGUGAGGUGGGGCAGGCUGCCAUGAGCAGUCGCACAGGUUGUGCACUGCUCAAACCCACCCAUCUAAGGGGCAUCAAGUUUAUUAAGACACUUAGGCAAGGAAGGAGCAUGAGACGCCCUGUGGGCUACUGGGCAGGGGCUGGAGUGUUGAUCAGGGCUAGGAGAGGCCUGCCCCUCCCCGCAGUGAUGGCCCCAGGCAGGUGGCUCUUCUGUGGGGCUGAGCUCCCCCUCCACCCCUCACUGUACUCUCUGCCCGCAGGAGUGGCUGAGCAGGUUUGGCUACCUGCCCCCAGCAGACCCCGACACAGGGCAGCUGCAGACGCCAGAGGAGCUGUCCAAGGCCAUCGUGGCCAUGCAGCAGUUCGGAGGCCUGGAGGCCACUGGCGUCCUGGGUCAGUUCUCAGGGUGCAGUGGGAGAUGGAUGAGGCCCCCCUGGCGCUGAUGAGAACCCCGCGCUGUUCCCUCCCUGACCUCCCAGCCGCAGCCCCGGCUCGAAGGACGCGCCAGGCUCCGGCCCCGACCAAGUGGAGGAAGAGGAACCUGUCAUGGAGGGUCCGCACGUUCCCGCGGGACUCGCCCCUGGGCCGCGACACGGUGCGCGCGCUCAUGCACUACGCGCUCAAAGUCUGGAGCGACCUCACGCCCCUGAACUUCCACGAGGUGGCCGGCAGCGCCGCCGACAUCCAGAUCGACUUCUCCACAGCUGACCACAACGACCGCUACCCCUUCGACGGCCCCGGCGGCGCGGUGGCCCACGCCUUCUUCCCGGGCGACCACCACACCGCAGGGGACACCCACUUUGACGAUGACGAGGCCUGGACGUUCCGCUCCUCAGAUGCCCACGGCAUGGACCUGUUCGCAGUGGCUGUCCACGAGUUUGGCCACGCCAUCGGGCUGAGCCACGUGGCGGCCACACGCUCCAUCAUGCAGCCGUACUACCAGGGCCCGGUGGGUGACCCGCUGCGCUACGGGCUCCCCUAUGAGGACAGGGUACGCGUCUGGCAGCUGUACGGCGUGCGGGAGUCCGUGUCCCCAACGGCACAGCCAGACGCCCCAGAGCCCGAGGAGCCGCCCCUCCUGCCAGAGCCCCCUGAUGAUCGCGCGAGCACCCCGCCCGGGAAGGACGUGCCCCACAGAUGCAGCGGCCACUUUGACGCAGUAGCCCAGAUCCGAGGCGAGGCCUUCUUCUUCAAAGGCAAGUACUUCUGGCGGCUGACCCGGGACCGGCACCUGGUGUCGCUGCAGCCGGCACAGGUGCACCGCUUCUGGCGGGGCCUGCCGCUGCGCCUGGACAGCGUGGAUGCCGUGUACGAGCGCACCAGUGACCACAAGAUCGUCUUCUUCAAAGGAGACAGAUACUGGGUGUUUAAGGACAAUAACGUAGAGGAAGGAUACCCGCGGCCCAUCUCGGACUUCGGCCUCCCGCCGGGCGGCGUCGAUGCUGCCUUCUCCUGGGCUCACAAUGACAAGACUUAUUUCUUUAAGGACCAGCUGUACUGGCGCUACGAUGAGCACACACGGCGCAUGGACCCUGGCCACCCCGCCCAGAGCCCCCCGUGGAGGGGCAUCCCCAGCACGCUCGACGAUGCCACGCCCUGGUCCGAUGGUGCCGCCUACUUCUUCCGCGGCAAGGAGUACUGGAAGGUGCUGGAUGGCGAGCUGGAGGUGGCGCCCGGGUACCCGCAGUCCACGGCCCGGGACUGGCUGGUCUGCAGAGACCCACCCGCUGACCCCGAGGACGCAGACGGAGAGGCAGGGGCCCACGCCCGGCCGGGGCAGCGCGACCACAGCCGCUCAGAGGACGCCUACGAGGUCUGUUCCUGCACCUCCAUCGCCGCCGCAGCACCGCGGGCCGCGGGCCCACUGCUGGCCGCGCUGCUGAGCCUCCUGUGGACAGCGGCCCGGGCCCUGGCGCUGUGACAUUCGGCGCUGGCCUGCGACAGGACAGAAGGGGCUGCAGUCCAGAGCCACGAAGUGCAAGGACUGAUGCCCGCCCCUCCAGCGCCGGAGCCAAGCGUCCCUGCAGAGCGGACCCCGCCUUGCAGACGGGGACGGCGCCGCCAGCCCCCCAGGCCGAGGCCACCGGGUGCAGCCCCCCGACUCGGCAGAGGCCAGCAGAGGGCGCUGCUCCCCGGGCGCGGAUGCUGGGGGAGCUCCCGCCUGGCCUGCCUGCCCUCUGCCAGCUGGGGAGAUUGCGUCACGGCCCGGCCGGGCUGGGGCCGGAAGCCGUCCUUUCGGUGAGCGAGUGACUGAAUCUCACGGAGACUGACCGAGGAGCCAGGGGUAGGCUGGGCUGGGGGCGUUACAUCGGGUCCGCAGACCCUGGCAAGAGCAGCCCGGAGGCCCACGGGCACCCCCUCCCCGUCCCCUGCCGCAGAGCCGCCCCUGGUGCUUCCGCCCGUCCGUGGGGCUUCCUCUCCUGGUCCCAGUGGGCCUGCCGGCUGCCUUGACCAGGGCAGCCGCCUCCACGGGCGAGCCCCCAAGCUGGGGCCGUGGUGGGCUUCCCUUGUGACGCGUUUCAGACAAACACGAUCUCUUCCUGCUUUGUAACGGCUCAGGCUCGGCUCCCUGACGCGCUCAGGCGGUCCGAGCGUGGGCGUCCUCCGGGGCCUGUGCAGCCCUGGCCCCGGACCACCUGCACUCUGGGGUGGGGGGCCUCCAGGGAAGCCUGUGCAGUGGUCACCAACACCUUCCUGCCCAGCGCUUACUUGACGACUCCAUGACCCCUGGGUCAUUACACCCAUUUCACAGAUGGACAAGCUGAGGCCCAGCUCAGGGAAACGAGCCUCCUGCCCGCAGGCAGGGGUCGGGCCGGGUCAGAUCUUAGGCCCUGGGGUUCUGGCACGUUCGCCCAACCCUCCCUGAUGGACGGAGUGCCUACCUGCACGUGCAGGUACUGCUCUCAGUGCGGGACGUGCAGAACGAGACAAGGUUUUGGGUGGGGCACCUGGGACGCUGUCUGCCACCCCGAAUGUCCCUGAGGGCCUCCGAACAGGAAGUGCAGGGAGGUGGCUCCAUCCCAUUGCUCCUUCUGCUUCCGGCUCCAAGGCCAGGAUGGCAGCCACCGCUCUCCCACCCGGAGGGGCAAAGAGUGGGAGCUGUACCCCCUUCACCCGGGAGGGCGACCUUUCCCAGAAGCCCUGGCUGCCUGCCCGCUCUCACUGGCAGGGAGCGAUUCAUCAGUGCUUCUCCUGGGGGUGCGUGGACAUGGGGGUGGGACGGUCCUUGCCCAUCCCUGUCGCAGCCAUAGGUAACCCCAGAGGUAGGGUCACCUGGGUUGAGAACCUCUGGUCUAGAGGAAUCAGCCCCCUCCCUGGGGCUGGGGCAGGUGAACACCUGCAGCAAAAAUGGUGUCAGUUAGAAAGAGGAGGGUAGGUGAUGUGAGCAUCAGGCCAUAAGGGGGUGUGAAGAGCCCCUGCAGGGGCCGCUUUAGAGCAGGGGUUCUCCAGGCGGGGUGCCCAGCCAGCAGCAUCGACAUCACCCAGAGCCGGUAGAAAUGCAGAUUCUCGGGCCUGGCCCUGCCUGCUGAUUAGAAGGCUGGGGGUGGGGCCUGGUGUUACCCUCCCCCCUUUCUGCGAGUGUGAUACACGGGGAAGUUUGUGAACAGCUGCUUUCCAGGGGGCUCCGGAAAGGCCGCCUGAGCCGGGGAAUGAGCUGAAACAGAGAGGAGGAGUUGGUUGUGCAGCGAUCUGAGGGAAGAGGCUGGCCGGGGGCGCGGGGGGGCCGGGGCAGGGCAGGCGCACACGUCCUGGGGUGCAAUGGGCCCGCCCAGCAGGAGCCCCUGCAUCCUGGAGGUUUUCCAGGAGGAGAGCGGGAAGCGCGGGGCCAGCCCACGUGGGGCGUGGGAGGCUGCUUGAAGGCACUGGCACUCGUUCCCUGCAUCGUGGGAGUUACCACCGCCCCCGCUCUAGGGUGAGGCACAGACGUUCGCAUAUUCAGGAGAGAGCUCAGGCUCCCGCAGCUGCACACCUCCACCCCUACCUGAUGCCCAGGUAGCAGAGGCAGGCUCAGGGCCCAUCCUGGGAUGCGUGGAUGCCAUGGCCAGGCAGGCAGUCUCCAGGCCAGGCCACAUCCCACAUCCGUCUGUCCACCAUCUGGUCCCUGGGCCCAGGAAGGGUCUCCGCCCGUCCUACCACACUAAAGGUCCCUCCUGGGGGAACAGGCUACCUCUGCUCAUCAAGGACGCCCCCCCGGGGUCCCACUUCAUUCUCCAGCAGCCUGCGGGGGGGCAGGGGGCAAUCCUAGGCCCUCGUGUAUUUGGGGAAACAGCUCAGAUAGGGUCCCCAGGUCCCCUGGGCACACAGCCCGUGGGUCAGAGCCGGCAGUGGACCGGGUCUACAAGAACCCAGACUCUCUCAUGGUGGGUGAUGGUCUUACUCUCGUGUUAAAACCAAAGACCAUUUUAUAAAACGUUCCCGCUAAUUCUGUCUCACAUGAAGUAAACAGUAGACACAGAAGUGGUGCCUCUCUGUGUUCAGUCCUAAAGGACAAAUUAGCAGUAAAAGUAGUGGCAGCAGGAGCUGCUCCCACCAGGGGCUGCGAACCAGGGGUCUGGGCACUGAACAAACCCAUGGAAACGCUCGGCUUGAGCCCAUCUUUUUAUAAAUACACGUGCUUUCACAUUUUGAAAUAGUCUCAUAUAUACAGAGAAGAUGCAGGUCGAGUACGAGACUUUUUUUUUUUCUUACCUAAAUUAUUUGGGAGCACACUGAUGACCCCGGACACUUUUCUAUAUAUUUCCUGCAAACUAGGACUUUCUCUCAAGUCUCUGUAAGAUCAAGAAAUAAUAGGACACGUCAGACCCCACUUGGUUUCUGCAUUUGUCCCCGCAACAUCGUUUAUUGACAGGACCCAACCCAGCGUCACACUCAGCUGUCCUGAGGUUUUAUGCUCCCGGAGCCUUGGAUUUCCCUUGACCUCCAUGACCUUGGGCCUCGUGAAGGUCACAGGCUGGCUGUCCUGUAGACUGUCCCUCAAUGCCAGCGGCCUCAAGUGUCACCACGGUUCCAUUCCGGUUCUGCAUCUCUGGUAGUAAUGUCGCAGAAUGAUGUUAUGCUCACAUACAAUUUUCAAUUUUAGGUGAGUAUUUAAACACCUGGAGCUUUCAUGUAAAAUUUUGGGUUUUCAGUCAAAAGUCUCUAUUUUCACCCCAAGCUGUGCUGGCUCUACUUGGAGAAGCUGUGGAUCCCCCAGGGAGCCUGCAGCCAUGGUGACAGACCCAGAGAGAUCCCUCAGGAGGAGGUCAGAGGGUUCACACCACACCGGUGAGGGCACAGACCCCGGGCGAGGUCAGCCGUGGAGGCCCAGGUGCUGGCUGACCUCAGCAUGACUGGGCCUUGCAGGGAAACACUCAUGCCUGUGUGCAUGGGUGUCAAGUAUACAAAACGCAUCUACACAGGGGACCCCUGGACCAGAAGGUCUCUGUUCUAGCUCCCAUUUUACAGGUGGGAAAACUGAGGCUCUGGUCUUGGCUCAGGCUGUCAUAACAAAAGCCACAGUGCGGGCUUGAACAGCAGUUAUUUAUUUCUCACAGUCCUGGAGGCUGGACGUCCAAGACCACGGUGACGGCAGAUUGGGUCCCGGUGAGCCUGCUCCGGGCUUGCAGACAGCAAUGUGUUCACAUGGCAGAGAGGGCAAGUCUGGUCUCUUCUUCCUAUAGGGACACUAAGCCCACCAUGAGGGCCCCGUCCUCGUGACCUCCUCUCAGCUGAUCACCUCCCAAGGUCUCAUUUCCAAGUACCAUCACGUCGGGGGUUAGAGCCUCAACAUACGACCGUUGGGGGGACACAGACAUUCAGCCCGUAACACACAGGGAGAGGGGCCCCCAGCACCGCAGCUGCCCCUCGCAUGGGACCGAGGCCAGACCCAGAUUCCAGCCACACCUCAUCCCCUCCUGCCACCUUUCCUAGGAGCAAAUUAUGGGAGGUUAGGAGGCUCUGGGUGACUCACCCUAAAGAAUAAUCAUGAUGGUACAGUUACUGGUACUGUUCUGCACUUCACAGACACAAGGGACGGAAUGUGCUUUGUUUCAUUUUCCAGAUGAGAAAACUGCGGCUCGGAGAGGAGCCGUGAUUUGCUGAAGCUCGGGCACUUGGUGGGCGGGGGAGCUGGGAGUGAACCCGUGACGGUCCUGCUCUGGGGGUCCUCCUCACAGGCUGCCAUGGCCCUCCCUGGGUGGGGAGGGGGUGUGAUUAUGGGACAGCAGUGCGGGUGCCCCUCGUUGGAAUCCCAAGGACGGUGAGCGGGUUUUCCUCCAGGGCUCUGGGGCCAGGCCAGCGCUGGGCCGGUGUCCCUUGCGGCUGUGUGCCCGUGGGCCUCCCACCCCAGCUGGGCAUUGGGCCCCUGCUGGCUCUGCAGCCCCUGCCCUCUCUGAGUGGACAAAGGGUGACAGGACCCCAGUGCGUCCAGAGAAACGAGAGGAAACCAGAGCAGAUGGACCCCAGCACAGCCGCCUGCUCCCCUGCCUCCCCGGGCACUGGGCAGCUCGAGGCUGCGGCAAGCGUUCCCACCUGCCCUCCCCCGUUUCUGGGUUCUCACCCAGGCUGUCGUGGGCUGGCAGCCAGGUGGUGACCAGGGCCGCGUCUUCCUCACCCGCAUGGCUGUGACGCUGGCUGUCUCUGGAGCCCCCGCCUGGCCUGGGCUUCCUUACCUGGCGGCGGCCAGUGCCAAGGGCAGGAGUCCCAGGAGGCUGAGCGGAAGCCACAGGUCACUUCUGCUGGCCUCAUGCCCGCCGGCCCCCAGGGAAGGGGACAGACCCCACCUCUCAGUGGGUGCCAAGUGUCAGUCCACAGUCUGAGAAACCAUGUGAGAUCCAAGGAUUUUGCUCCUCUUGGAAAACUCAGCUGGCCACGCUGCUCCCGUUCGCAUGGGAGAACCAAGGGCCUGAGCCCCCCAGACUUGCUCCCCCGCAGGCGGACAGCAGGCCACCGCGUGCCUCAGGCAGAGACCUCAGCACCCUGCUGUCACCUCCCGCCCGGCUCAUCAGCCCCUCUGACCCCCAGGCAAGCCACCAUCCGCUCUGCCUCUUAACUGUCCUCGGCAUCCGCACUGGCCACUCUCCCAUCUGUUCUCCACACGGCAACCACAGACCAGAUCCCUCUGGUCUCCAAACCCUCCCGUGGAUCCCCUGGCCUUGGGAGUGAGUGUGAGGGCACAAAGCCUGUCCUUACCACGGCCUACAUCUGGCCCCUCGUCCCUGUCCUCCAUCUCCCCUCCCGCCUUCGCUCCAGCCACCCUGACCCAGCCCCUCCCAGACCACAGCUCCUGCCUCAGGGCCUUUGCACACGCAGGUGCCUCCAGUGUCACCUUUGCAGUAGCGCCUCUCUGACCACCUCCCUGGAACCGCAAACGGCCCUCCUUCCCCAUAAACGCACCCACACCCCUUCCCUCCUUUAUUCUCCAUGGUACCCACUACCAUCUGACCCGCUCUAUAGUCAGUUUAGAUACUCAGCUUGUAUUUUGUCGGCUGUCUUUCCUCUCCACUAGAGUGUAAAGAUUUGGCCUAUUUUGUUCAACGCCGUGGUUCUGGCUUACUAAAUGUUUGCUGAGUGAACAAACGAAUGACAGAAAUGCCGCAGGUGGACCCAGGCCCCAUGCUGGCGGCUGGGCCAGGCCUUCUUCUCCCUGAGCCAUCUCAGGACUCCCUCUUCCUCCUGGCCCAGGAAGCGGCCUUUGGGAGGGCGGCCGCUCAAUUUGGGUGAAAACCAGGACUGUCCGGGAUGGACCUGGAUGACUGGCCCCUCGUUCUAGGCCAGACCAGGAGUGCAGCGCCUGACUCGGGGGUAGACUCCCUGGGACCGAAACAAGCCCCAGUCCCAGAGCCUCUCAGUCACGACUCCCUCCUGCGGCCCGUAGUGUUUGAACCUCUCUCCGUUCAGUGUUGGUUUCAGAGGCGAGAGGUAAGCCUCUUGCGGUCAGCUAUCGGGAGGCCCAGGGCUGGUGCAGCAGAGGCCGCCUGGCCGACUGCGGAGAGCACCACAAGGACCUCGAAUCAGCACCAGGUGAAGACGCGAGAAGCAGCGUGACGCACAGCAGACUCAGCAGACAGAUGCCGCUCCGCAGCCUCAGGUCUCCCGGCCCUUUGUUUAGUGAUAACACAUGAGACAUGAAUGAGUGAUUCCUAAACAAUGCGGCCACUCCCUGCCCGGCAGAGCCCUUGUCACAGAGACACAGGGCACAGGACGCAAAGUGCUGACCGAGCCCACAGAGGACACGGGCGGGCCCCCGAGACAGAUGGCACUGCGGCAUUUACUGUCAGACCCAUUUCGCAGUCGCGCCCAGGACCCAACGGGUAAAUGUUUCUUGACUGAUUGCUGGGCACUGGGCUGAGCACCAGAGGUCAGAGGUCAGAGCUGAACAGGAUUUUGUCCUUUCCUCGGGAGGUUUGGAGACCCAGGAGGACAAGGUGCAAGUGCUUGCAGUGGAGAGCGAAAUCGCCAACAAAAAGCACAAAGAUCCGAAGAAUGUUGUGGGGCUCCAAGGACAAAGGACGGCCCUGCUUGAAAAGGUGUCAGCGUCACAGCCCCUACCGGACUCUUACUCACCCGCCCCACCCUGUUGCCAUGGUUACAAAAUUCCUGAGCCCACCUGGGCGACACUCAUCUGAGCAACAGGGACCUGUCCCAAAUAAGCAAAGGCAUCUGCCCCGUCCCACUGCCACCCUACAGAAGGAAGGUGUAUGUGCCUCGACCAAUCAGUAAACGAGAUUUUCACCUCAGACCAUUCCUUUGUUUCCUGGCUAUAAAAACUGAUCAAUAGCACAUGCUCAGGCUCGACUCUCCCAGACUGCUAGGACGUUGGCCCGCUGUUCUGGCAGCGACCCUUCCCUCCAAUAAAUUCUAUCUUCUUUACGUUC